Messenger RNA from Linum trigynum, 2170 nucleotides. Lineage: Eukaryota; Viridiplantae; Streptophyta; Magnoliopsida; Malpighiales; Linaceae. The record is from the annotation of a GenBank genome assembly.
AUCGUUGCUCCUUUGUGUUUUAUCCCAUCAAUGUUUCACAUUAAUAUUUUGUUGAACUGUUCUAUCUUGGUUUGCUUUAAAUACUUGAUUUACUUGUUUCAAAAAGGAAUUUGUGAUACCUCAAUCACAAAUAUUUUCUAAAGUAUUUGUUGGAAGUAAUUGAGAUAAAGAGAAAUACAUAAUCGUUAACAAAUUAAUCUUCUAUGUAUUAGUUGCAUCAACAGACUACUUGAUUAUUAGAAGUGAUGCUUAAUUAGUGCUAAAUAUACGAAGGUCUCAUUCGAUCCAAAACCUAAUUGAAGUUAAUUUUUUUUGUUCUAAUAAUAUCCAAUUUUGUUCUAAUAAAAAUGAGAUUGCAAUAAAUUGACAAGCUAAUAUUUCCAUUAUUUAAUUAAAAACUUAUUUAAAAAAGACCCUAUUCUUUGGAAUAUCAAUCUCGAGACCUCGAUAAAAAAUAGACGGGCCGAGUGCCCACCGUGGAGAAGGCCAGGCCCAGGAAGCGCCACGGACUUCCCAACAAAAGAAAGCGCCAGUCUCAGUUUCCUACUUUCCUCCACACUGCCCAUUUUCCUCUUCCUUGCUUCCCUUGCCAAAAACUCUCUGAGGCAUAUUAUCAAACACCAAGAAUGCAUAGACGAUUACGGCCUUCUCUCUGCAAAUCCCUUCUCCAACCCUCUCGCCGGCCCCCACCGCAUCCACUUUCUCCGGAUUCAAUCCUCCGAGAAUUUCACCUCGUCUCGACCGGCAUCACAGGGACUCUCCACACUCUGACGCCCCCAUCUCACCCACGAACCCAGCUACCGCGUCCGAGCACGGGUAGGAGAUGGAGCUCGGAGCCGGAGUUGGAUGUGGACAGGGAAGUAGACACGAUAAACCUCAAGUUUGCGGAGGCGAGAGAGGAGCUGGAGAUGGCUAUGGACUCAAAGGAGACCGUCUACUUCGACGAAGAGGCUGAAUGUGCGAGAGAUGCAGUGAACGAGGUCCUGGGCUUGUACGACUCGCUUCUUGGGAAGUUGCCGGAGAGUGAGAAGGGUGUUGUGCAGAGGUCGAUGGGGCUCAAGAUGGAGCAGUUGAAGGCCGAAGUCAAACAGUUGGAUGAUUGAAUUGUUCGUUGAAGUUAGGGAGGUAGGUUCUUAAUCGUGUAUUCUUGCUCCACCCUUUGAGGGAUAGGUCUCGAUUUGGUAAAUGGUGAAGGAAAGUUCGAAUCUUUUUUUGUUGUUUGGCUACUGUAGUUACUGUAGAAGCUCAAAGGAAGUUCCUUUCUUGUCAAAAAAAAAAAAAAAAACCAUCUUUGCCUUCUGGUGAAAUCAAUUUGGGCGUUGUUGAUAUGGAAAGCAAGAGGAGUGUUUUAUAUUUAAAAUCUGCUAAACUGCCCCAAAGUUUGAUUAGUGGGUGCUCUGUUUCAGAUGAAGUCUUCAGACCCCAUAAACCAGUUUGUCAUUAGAGAAUCUAGUGCGAGGAGAACCUUCAAACAUGUGGCGCAGUACAUGGCGAAGCCUUCAAUGUAGCUAUCAGUAAGUAGAAUGCAUCCCUCUGCGUUUGCUCAAUUGAAACAGGCUCUGAAAAUGCCAUAACCAAGUGCUGAACUAUAAAGUGUAAACUCAUCGAAAGAAUGAAUUUCUUGAUAUAUCAAAAUAUCGUCUAACAAUCUAAGAAUCAAGUUGUCACUAAAACCCUAAGGAACGGUGAGAAGAGUAAUCUUAAAGGAUGCUGAUGACUUGGACGAAGUAAAUUUAACUUAUUGAAAAUAAUGUUUCACAAUUGAAAAUAUUUUACCAUUUAAAUCUUUUCCUUAGGGUUUCGUGCACUUGAUGAUUGAAAAUAAUGACAAUUUGAGGAGAAAAAAAAAAGAGAUUGUUGAUGAUGGAGGCAUUAAUUUCAAUGAUGCAGAGUAAUAACGAAUCUCCUAUAAUAUUCAUGGUUGGGAUGAAUAAAUUAUACUAAGUGAAAUUACGUUUCAUAUGAACUAUGAAUUUUCCAAUAGCUUGAUAGUAUGGACUCUUUUCUGUUACCAAAUAAAACAUCAUUGCAUCAAAAAAGUUGUGAUUGUUGUGCCGUUGAUGAAAUGCAUCCAAUCAAUGGAUCAACCCGUAUUUUGGUUUUCUUUUGUACCAUAUGACAAAUUUCGCUUAUUUUUGUAUUGUUCGAGAAAUAGAAUUUGAAAAAUUGA